Molecule: messenger RNA, 1734 nt
Organism: Bicyclus anynana (squinting bush brown)
Lineage: Eukaryota; Metazoa; Arthropoda; Insecta; Lepidoptera; Nymphalidae
Product: dynein intermediate chain 3, ciliary-like
Exons: 1
Coding region: 1-1734 (577 amino acids)
Biological process (GO): cilium movement; outer dynein arm assembly
Cellular component (GO): outer dynein arm
Molecular function (GO): dynein light chain binding; dynein heavy chain binding
Source: RefSeq, a predicted model, not a curated record
AUGGAGCCUGGUUUUACUUAUGUUUACUUUAAUAAAAGGAAAAAUUUUGGUAGACAACCCAUGUUUUCUGAAGUUCCUGUUACAUUGAUAGACUCCAUUCAUCCUGAUAAGAGUGAACAAAAUUUAUAUUGUUUACGUAACCCUGUGAAUCAUGAAACUCAAACUAGUAAUAAUUGUUCAAAUCAUUAUGUAAAUACUAAAAUUACAACAUAUUGCGACCAAGGAGUUGAACAUGUCGAAGGCGGAUGGCCAAAGGAUGUUAGUUUGAAUGACGAAGAAGCAACAUUCCGAUAUCGCAGACGCACUGAACGUGAAGAAAUGUAUUGUAAUGCAAUUAUGAAUACAUAUUCCCAGUUUGAACAUUAUAUUCAACAAAAUAAUGCUAUCAAUAUGUAUAACAUGUAUUUUAAAGAAAUAGAUUCACAACAUCCAGUGGAAAAAUAUUCAAUUCGAACAGGAAAAGUAUCAACCGAUAAAGACAAACGCCCAGUUGCUUCAAUUUGUUGGACUUGUGAAGAUGAUUCUAAGCUUGUGGCUGCAUAUUGUAAUAAAAAAUACCCAAUAACUGGCGACGUUAAUAAAAACUUUGAAUGUUUUGUUUGGGAUAUUGAGUAUCCAAAAGAGCCAUAUGAAUAUUUCAAACCUCCGUCUGCAUGCUGGCAAAUAGUUUGCUCACCAUCAUUUCCAAAAGUAAUUUUUGGUGGUCUUCAAGAUGGUAGAGUAAGUAUUUUUGAUAUUCGUGAACAGAAUGAACCAGUAGUAUUAAGUCCUAUGCAUUUGGCUCACCGGGACCCUGUAAGUACGCUACAGUUUAUGCAUUCUCGUCUAAAUACAGAAUUUUUUAGUGGCUCUAGUGAUGGAAAAUGUAUGUGGUGGGAUAUUCGAAAUAUGUCCCAACCGACCGACGAACUUAUUAUGUCUGUGCGAUAUCCUUCGAUUGAUAAAGCUAGUCUAGCUGAUUCAGAAGGAGUAAGUGCAUUACAGUUUGACAGAAGUUUUCCAACAAAAUUUCUCUGUGGAACUGAUACAGGUUUGGUAAUAAAUGUCAAUCGAAAAGGUAAAUCUCAUGCAGAAAUAAUGAGUGCCGUAUUAAAUGCUCACAUUGGACCUGUUCGAGCAGUACAUCGUAGUCCUUGUUCGGCUAAAAUAUUCAUAACUUGUGGUGACUGGACGACUAAUGUUUGGAGUGACGAUGUGCGUACUGCACCUAUUAUAUGUGGAAAGGCACAACGUAAUCAGAUUUCUGAUGUAAUAUGGGCUCCACAUAGAGUUUCAGGAUACAUGUCAGUAAGUAUUGAUGGCAGAUUUAGAUACUGGGAUCUUCUACGAAAACAUCAUGAACCUGUUUUGGCUGUGAAAAUCUCUAAAUACCCUCUAUCGAAAGUAAUAAUGAAUGAAAACAAUCACCUCAUCGCUGUCGGCGACAUGAAUGGAACUUUAAAACUCAUAAGACUAUCUGAAAACCUGGUUUGGUCUGAAGAAAAAGAUAAGUCGUUGAUGAUGCAGUGUUUCGAACGCGAAACUCGACGUGAACAUAUUCUUGAGACAAGGGUUAAAGAAAUACGACUAAAACAGAAAGCAGAAGAAGAAGCUGAAUUUGAAUUAGUAGACGAGGAUAUUAUAAUACGCAACGCAGAAAUUGAUUAUUUAAGAACUAUAACAGAAGAAAAACAAAAAUGCGAUACUUUCACCGACAGGUCUGGAGACAGAAGUCACAAAAUGCCUGCACGAUAG